CGAACGGCCGCGGCAGCGACAGCUAUCGCUUCAGAGGAAGCGUCUGCGGAGGAGGAAGAAGAGCAGGGCAAGGCGGGAGUCACAGGCGGGACCCUCGCCAUGGGUCCGCGGACCUAGAGCGGCGGAAGCUACCGGCCCGGUGCCGAGCUGGCUGCUGCUCCUUCCUGUGGCCCCCAUGGCUGAGGACUGGCUGGACUGCCCAGCCUUGGGCCCCGGCUGGAAGCGCCGUGAGGUCUUUCGAAAGUCAGGUGCCACGUGUGGACGCUCAGACACCUAUUACCAGAGCCCCACAGGAGACAGGAUCCGAAGCAAAGUUGAGCUGACCCGAUACCUGGGCCCUGCGUGCGACCUUACCCUCUUCGACUUCAAACAAGGCAUUCUGUGCUAUCCAGCCCCCAAGGCCCAACCCUUAGCUGUUCCUAGCAGCAAGCGGAAGAAGCCUUCACGGCCAGCCAAGACUCGAAAACGUCAGGUUGGACCCCAAAAGGGUGAGGUCAGAAAGGAGGCCCCAGGAGAUGAGACCAAGGCUAAUACUGACACAGCCCCAGCUUCACUCCCUGCACCUGGGUGCUGUGAGAACUGUGGAAUCAGUUUCUCAGGAGAUGGUACCCGAAGGCAGCGGCUCAAGACAUUAUGUAAGGACUGCCGAGCGCAGAGAAUUGCUUUCAACCGGGAGCAGAGGAUGUUUAAGCGUGUGGGCUGCGGGGAGUGCGAGGCCUGCCGGGUAACCGAGGACUGCGGGGCCUGCUCCACCUGCCUUCUUCAGCUGCCCCAUGAUGUGGCUUCGGGGCUGUUCUGCAAGUGUGAGCGGAGACGGUGCCUCCGGAUUGUGGAAAGGAGCCGAGGGUGUGGAGUGUGCCGGGGCUGUCAGACCCGAGAGGACUGUGGCCGUUGCCGAGUCUGCCUUCGCCCUCCUCGCCCUGGUCUCAGGCGCCAGUGGAAGUGUGUCCAGCGGCGCUGCCUACGGCACCUUGCCCACCGUCUCCGUCGCCACCAUCAGCGAUGUCAACGACGCCCUCCCCUAGCUGUGGCUCCCCCUGCUGGUAAACGUAGCCGCCGCAGAGGAGGCUGCGACUCCAAGAUGGCUGCCCGGCGGCGUCCCCCCCGAACCCAGCCAUUGCCUCCAGUUCCCCCGUCACAGCCUCCAGAGUCUCCAGAGCUGCACCCCAGAGCCCUGGUCCCCUCGCCACCUGCCGAAUUCAUCUAUUACUGUGUAGACAAGGACAAGCUACAGCCUUACACCAAUCGCCGGCAGAACCGAAAGUGUGGGGCCUGUGCAGCUUGCCUACGGCGGAUGGACUGUGGUCACUGCGACUUCUGCUGUGAUAAACCUAAAUUUGGGGGCAACAACCAAAAGCGCCAGAAGUGUCGUUGGCGCCAGUGCCUGCAGUUUGCCAUGAAGCGGCUGCUGCCUAGCGUCUGGGCAGGAUCUGAGGAUGGGGCAGGGCCACCGCCUCACUCUCGUCGGAAGAGACCUGGCUCUACCCGAAGGCCUCGUCUGGGUCAGAUAUCGAAGACCUCCUUGACUGCACCUACGGCCCGACCAGGCCAUGCCCAGACUCCAAUGAAACAAGAAACAGGCAGUGGCUUUGUGCUGCCUCCACCUGGCACUGACCUUGUGUUCUUACGGGAAGGUGCAAGCAGUCCCGUGCAGGUCCCUGGCCCUGCUGCAGCUUCCACAGAAGCCCUGUUGCAGGAGGCCCAGUGCCCUCGCCUGAGUUGGGUUGUGGCCUUACCCCAGGUGAAGCAAGAGAAGGCGGAUGCCCAGGAAGACUGGACACGGGGCACAGCCAUCCUGACUUCUCCUGUAUUGCUGCCUGGCUGCCCCAGCAAGGCAGUGGACCCAGACUUGCUGCCUGUGAAGCAAGAGCCACUGGACCCUGAGGAGGACAAGGAAGAAGAGAGCAAGGAUGACUCUGCCUCUGAUUCGGCCCCAGAGGAGGAGGCAGGAGGGGCUGGCACACCCGUGAUCACGGAGAUUUUCAGCCUGGGUGGAACCCGCCUCCGGGACACAGCAGUCUGGUUGCCAAGUCUGCAGGGCAGGCAAUCGGGAAGGGAAGAUGGAUGUAAAGUGUGGGAGACGGAGGACACUUUGGCGCGCAGGAGCAGGAGCACGAGCACGAGCACGAGCUGGAACCGGCGAGGAUGGCCUAGAACCCGUGUCAGUCUCUCACCACCUCCAACUUCGAUAAUGUGGGUGUCCUGCAGAAGAAGCUGGUGCCCUUCAUCACAGAGUUAAAUACUCAUCUGACCCAGGAAUUAGAGACGCUGAAGGAAGAUCCCAGGGAAAGUGGAGCAGCUGCAGGCCUGGCUGCAGGCCUGACUGCUGCCCCACACCAACGAGGUGAGCCAGCAGAUAAGUGACACCAUGUGUGAACUGCAACAGUGCCUGGUGCCACGCACCAACCUUCUGAGUAUAAAAACGGUGUGCUGCUGCUUGACUUCUGCCCUCCAGUUACCAUGCAAAAUGUCUCUUGUGACCCAUCUUAACCGGAAGCAUACGGGGAAGGGAGUUCUGGGAAACGUAGCCUAGUCAAGGUGACACAUUACAAAGCCACCCUGCCAUGAAUCAGCUCCCAAGGGUCUCACUGCUCACCUGAGGAUAACUCGAUAAAGCUACGUUGCUGAAAAUACAAAGCUGAAGACCAUGGAUUUCAUGGUGACCCCAGCAAGUACAGAAAUUCUGUCAAGCCCACCCAGAAAAAGCUUGCUGGUCUCGGCUAUUUUUGUAUCAUUCAGUCAAGUAUUGAGAACUUGGCCCAUGGUAGGCACUGUACUUGAUACUGGGAUACAGAAAUGAAAAAGAUAUAGUCCAUGCAAUUUUAUUAAAUACAUCAAUAUGUAUUACAAAUGGUGAAUGGAUAUCCAGCUUUAUCGUGGAACUUAAUGGUGAAAAUCUAGAAUUCAGGAAACUGUCAGGAGGACAGCCCUUGUGUGAACCUUGUUGGGGCACAAUAGGAAUUGGAAAUAAUAUAAAUAGUUUCUAUCUCUGAGCUGUUCUAUUUUAAAAUUAUUUUAAAAUUA
This is a messenger RNA of Suricata suricatta (meerkat), 3024 nucleotides long. It is a transcript of the gene MBD1, whose product is annotated as methyl-CpG binding domain protein 1. Gene Ontology annotation, molecular function: zinc ion binding; DNA binding. The coding region runs from base 176 to 2239 and encodes 687 amino acids. NCBI's taxonomy places the organism in Eukaryota, Metazoa, Chordata, Mammalia, Carnivora, Herpestidae. The record is from RefSeq and is a predicted model, not a curated record. The transcript is spliced from 17 exons.